Messenger RNA from Musa acuminata subsp. malaccensis (wild Malaysian banana), 1276 nucleotides. Its product is annotated as tubby-like F-box protein 1. NCBI's taxonomy places the organism in Eukaryota, Viridiplantae, Streptophyta, Magnoliopsida, Zingiberales, Musaceae. The record is from RefSeq and is a predicted model, not a curated record.
AUGUUUCGACGGAGAGGGAUUCGAUCGGAGGAGGAGAUAGAGGAGGGAGGAGGGGAAGCGGGGACGGCGGAGGAGGAGACGGGGGAAGGGGAGGAGGAGGAGGGGAGGUGGGGGAGGAUGCUGCCGGAGCUGCUGGGGGAGAUCGUGAGGCGAGUGGAGGCCGGCGGGGAGCGGUGGCCGCAGAGGAAGGACUUCGUGGCGUGCGCCGGCGCCUGCCGCAGGUGGAGGGAGGCGGCUCGGGCGAUUGUCCGCCCCCCGUGUGAGACCGGCAGCAUCACCUUCCCGUCCUCCAUCAAAGAGCCUGGGCCGAGGGACUCUCCGAUCCAAUGCUUCAUUAGGAGGAACAAGAACAACUCCACCUUCUAUCUCUAUCUUGGCCUUACAGAAUCUUUUACAGAUAAGGGAAAGUUCCUUUUGGCUGCUCGACGAUUUAAGCAUGGAGCUCACACCCAGUAUAUUAUCUCGCUCGAUGCUGAUGAUCUAUCUCAAGGAAGUAAUGCAUAUAUAGGAAAAUUGAGGUCUAACUUUUUUGGCACAAAAUUUAAAAUCUACGACAGCCGGCCUCCAUACAAUGGUGCAAAGGUGUCAAGUAGCCGAGCAAGCAGGCGUGUUGCAAGCAAACAAAUCAGCCCACAGGUCCCUGCUGGUAAUUUCAUAAUCGGGCAGGUCUCCUACAAAUUUAACCUUCUCAAAAGAGGGCCUAGAAGGAUGCACUGCACUCUGCAGUGCCCAUCAGCGGCACAGGACACCACGGAGGAAGAUUCUUCAAAGCCAAAGGCACACAACCCUGGGGUAACUAUCCUGAGGAACAAAGCCCCUCGGUGGCACGAGCACCUGCAGUGCUGGUGCUUGAACUUCCAUGGCAGGGUCACGGUGGCCUCCGUCAAGAACUUUCAGCUGGUGGCAACCGCAGAUGCCAGCCAACCGUCGGGGAUCGGAGACGAGGAGACGGUGCUGCUACAAUUUGGUAAGGUUGGGGACGAUAUGUUUACCAUGGAUUUCCGUCAGCCGCUCUCAGCCUUCCAAGCAUUUGCCAUCUGCCUCACUAGCUUCGGAACGAAAUUUGCAUGCGAGUAAACUUGUUCCUAGAUGUUUCAUCCUGCAUGCUGUUGUGUUGUAGCUGCAGGGAGUGGAUUUCUCUUGCUUUAUUUUAUUUUCUCAUCAGGUGGGGUGCCUUUUUUUUUUUUUUUUUUCCUUUCUUUCUUUCUUUUGUAUAAUUCUCUCAUGCAAAAGAAUGGUCUUUGGUGGUAGAUAUACAAAUCUCUUCUUUUGUUUA